Hyaloscypha bicolor E is the source of this 825-nucleotide messenger RNA. RefSeq lists its product as uncharacterized. The record is from RefSeq and is a predicted model, not a curated record. The transcript is spliced from 4 exons. The coding region runs from base 1 to 825 and encodes 274 amino acids. Lineage: Eukaryota; Fungi; Ascomycota; Leotiomycetes; Helotiales; Hyaloscyphaceae.
AUGAAUGCCAAGACGAUGCUGGAGUAUUUCCAGGAUUCGGUGCCGCAUGUUACCUCCCUCGAGGAACCAGCUAUCAAGGGAAUCUUGGCGCGAAUCAACAUUAGCCAGUACGUAGAAGAAAUGAAGAGCUUCAGCAAGUCGAAGACGUGGCCUAUAGAUGUUGCGACCGUCUUUGGCCUGGAAGCGCUUGUUGAUUAUUACCAUGGUAAUAAGAUUCGAGACAUCUCCUCAAGAAUCGCCAGAGAAUAUGUCACGGUCAGAAUCGCGGUUGGCCAGUAUCUUCGAAGCGCCUUGUCCACUCGAGAGGUUCCCGACGAAGCUAUUGAGAUAUACCUCCAGGUUGCUUCGAACAUUGCUAGUCGAGAAGACCCCUCAAAGUGCUCUGAUGUCAAGUUGUCGCAAAAGUGUAUCACUUAUAUCGAUCUGAUUGAUGACGAGAAUCUUGCCGCCGAGAUUAUUGCAAAGCGUGGUAGACGUCCUUUCACGGUCAAAGCUGGUGAUACAAUGGAUAUUGCGAAGAAGGCAGGAAGUGGAUGGGGUGCACAGAUCCGGGCUGACAUUAUGGCAUGGGCAAUGGACCGUGUGAAUAACGGCGGAGACGAUAAGUUUGGUGCUGCUAUUUCCAGUCUCACCAAAGGCUUUGUCAAGGAGUUGCAGAAGGGAAACGGCUCAACAAUGCUCUGGAAUUUGGAUUGGAACGAUCACCAGGCCCGAGUCUUUUUCAACACUAUCAUUGAUGGGUUCACUACAUCUCUCAACGAGCAGGACUUGACCGGUAUUCAAUUCAGCAAGCUACCUGGUGACGAUAAUAUCAGAAAGUUUUGA